Molecule: messenger RNA, 1981 nt
Organism: Seriola dumerili (greater amberjack)
Lineage: Eukaryota; Metazoa; Chordata; Actinopteri; Carangiformes; Carangidae
Gene: nkiras2
Product: NFKB inhibitor interacting Ras like 2
Exons: 4
Coding region: 109-687 (192 amino acids)
Biological process (GO): canonical NF-kappaB signal transduction
Molecular function (GO): GTP binding; GTPase activity
Source: RefSeq, a predicted model, not a curated record
GUCGCCAUUUUGCCGUCAAUGGGGAGGGGCGGGGCCACAUUACUGCAGUCGUUACGUACACUGUAAACAGGAAGUAGCCCGCUAGAUUUUCUGACCUGAGGGACAGUCAUGGGUAAGAGCUGUAAAGUGGUUGUGUGUGGCCAAGGUGCAGUAGGUAAAACGGCUGUUUUGGAGCAGCUACUGUAUGCCAACCAUGUUGCAGGUUCGGAGCCCAUGGAGACCCUGGAGGAUAUCUAUAUUGGCUCCAUAGAGACUGACCGUGGCACACGAGAGCAGGUGCGCUUCUAUGACACCCGUGGACUCCGGGAUGGGAUGGAGUUCCCUCGACAUUACUACACUUUUGCAGAUGGCUUUGUACUUGUUUAUAGCAUUGACAGUAAAGAGUCCUUUAAGCGAAUGGAGGCACUCAAGAAGGACAUAGACCGUCAUAGAGACAAGAAAGAGGUGACCAUUGUUGUGCUGGGUAACAAGCUAGACAGGCAGGACGAAAGGAGAGUCGACUCGAACCUGGCCCAGAACUGGGCGAAGAACGAGAAGGUUCGUCUGUGGGAGGUGUCGGUGGUGGACCGGCGCACACUCAUUGAGCCCUUUGUGUACCUGGCCAGUAAAAUGACCCAGCCACAGAGCAAGUCCACCUUCCCUCUCAGUCGCAACAAGAAUAAGGGCAGUGGUUCUACAGACAGUUAAAUGACCAAACACUGUUGUCACAUUCAAGAGGGAGUGAAAAGGGAGAAGAGGUGUGUUAAAAGGGAACCCUGUUUUACUAAAGGAUCAAUUUUGUUAUCAUGAAGGACUGAGGUCGUAAAAGUUGGUUUUGAGAAUCUGGAGAAGUGAUGAGAGGAAAGGCAGGAUGAUUGUAUGGAUAUUUAUAUACAGUGAGCACUGUUGGUAUUGACAUAGCAUCUGCAGUAUAUUUGAUGUUUUGGUGAAAUACUUAUUAUGACUGAAAGUGGUGAUUUCUUGAUUUUAUUUUGACAUAUCAGUUAAGAUCAUCAAAGCAUGCAAAGUUUUUUUGUUUGUCACUCCCACUUUAUUGGGUUGGACUAUGGUCAAACUGUUUAUCCACAUUCUUUACAAUUACAUCUGUUGUCGUUGGUCCUACAUAAUAUAAUUCUCAGACUACUGACGAUCAGCAUUUCAUUUUGGUGUAUACUCAAACAGUCCAGAGUUUUAAGAUAGAUUCAUAGUGCUCACUGUAUAGAUAAAUUAGCACAUGCACACAUGUACACGUACUACUAUUAUAUGUACAUGUACACACAGAACAAAUCAGAAAUGGCAGCAGUUUCAAAUGUUACAUAAAUUUCACAUCACACAAAUGCUGAAUCUCACAUGUUCUUUAAGUUAUGAUGGGUGAAGAGAUUUACUGAUAUAUUAUUGAUGGUGUACAGUAAUUGUGCUGUUUGCUGGACUGGAGAUUUGUUACACUGUAUGUAUGCAGAGAUUCACUGUUGGAUUUUGUAGAGUGAAUGACUGACAUUCCUUACCACAUAUGGCCUUCUGUACAGGCUUUAAAUAUGAGAUAAAAGACGUUCAGAUGAAAGGCGGUUUCUGCAGGCUCAGGUGCUACUUUUUUUCUGCUUGCUACACUUAAAAGAAACUUGGGGCACAAUAUAUAUAGUAAAAUGUUGUAUCAUCAACAACACAGCUCACAUUAUCAGUUACAGUCACUGCUGAAGUUGGAGCUGGUCUAUUCAUACUGAGCUGUACAAUGAAACCCAUAAGAACACAUUAGACAUUCACUGACCUGAUCAUCCAGGGUGCAACUCAAGAUCAAACGUGCAGCUUUUAAUAUAUGUUUUAUUGAAAAGGGGAAAUCUCUUGAUAUUGUCUUGAAUAUUCAUGUGUUUGAGUCUAUCAACUCAACUUAUCAUUCAACUUUUUUGUGAAUAUCUAGCAUUCAAGUUUUAAUAUCCUUAAAAUGUGUUCACUUGAUAUUUGUUUGCAUGUUUUGUAAACAAAUUAAAGGAUUUUUUUUCCAGUG